This is a messenger RNA of Loxodonta africana (African savanna elephant), 14875 nucleotides long. It is a transcript of the gene ZCCHC18, whose product is annotated as zinc finger CCHC-type containing 18. Gene Ontology annotation, cellular component: nucleus. NCBI's taxonomy places the organism in Eukaryota, Metazoa, Chordata, Mammalia, Proboscidea, Elephantidae. The record is from RefSeq and is a predicted model, not a curated record.
GAGGGCGGAACAGGCGGGCAGAGCCCGCCUCGCUGUCCAGGGCACCUCGCCGCCUCCACUCGGCUCCUCUCGCUGGGCGGCCGCGCGGAGCCGCUCGGUCAGGCAGCCUCGGGUAGCUUAGCGGUCGGCCGAUGAGGUGCCAGGCCUUAUCCCGUGCAGGGCGGCGGAGGCCGGAAGGUGGACUGCAUAGCUGUCGACGCCUGCGCAUCCGCUGCCCACCCGCGGAUCACAGGUAAAGGGGCGCGACUGCCCGGCGCCCAGAGAGGAGCGGGGCGCCCCGCCAGUACUGCGGGAUUGAUAACCCUGAGGCAGGGCUGCAUCCAGGGAGGAGGUGAAAUACAACUAGAUGCUGCCGAAUGGGUAGGAUUUACUUGGAUUGAUGAGUGGGGAGCAUUUUCAGGGAGGAUUGGGGCAAGAGGAACUGCAAGCUGUCCCCCUUUGCCUUCCUGGGGAGGAAUAUGCGGGUGUGCGUGUCCAACUUCAGUUCCCUUUCUCCCUGGCAGGCCAUCAGAGCCGAAUCCGAACUUGAAUUCUGUGUGGCUGAUUGCAGAGCUGGUAGGCCCACGGUUUCCCGGGGGAAUGUAAUUGAGGGGGCGUCACUUUGGCUGGUAUUCAGAAGGUGGAAGAGGAAGUUUUCCUCUUGACGACAGCGGAGUAGGGGGUUGGUUGUGGGGAUAAGGGAUGAGUCUGCUUGUGACCCUUCCCUGCUGGCGGCGCAGCCUUGACGCCCUGAGGACCCGGAUUGGCAACCGUCGAUGGACAGAGGCUUACCAUACCCUAGAGGCGACCGUUCUUAGGAAGGGUGCCAGUUACAGAGGCCGGAAGUGAAAUGAAGGCUUGUGCUUGUUCCCAAGAUCAUGUAAAGAAUCUGAGAGAUAAUGUGGAAACUUUGCGAAGGGGGUGUGGUUAAGACGUGAGACCAUGACAUUGAUGAGAUCUUAUUUAUUCCCAUGAAUCUGUGAACUUUAGACCAUUGAGCUCUAUUUUGAAAGCCCAAUAUCAGCUCCGCACAAUAUUUCACCCAGAAGUCAAGCAACAGUAGUCGUCCUUUUCUGGAAGACUGGCAGGAAGGGCUGUAUGUGGCUGGCUCCAAAAGUACCCUGCUGGUGCAGGGACACCCACCAGCUCCUUGAAGUUGUAAUUGCUGUUCUCCUGCAGGGUAUUUUUUUAGGAGAGUAAAACAAACAAACAAAACCCAUUGCCAUUGAGUCGAUUCUGACUCAUAGCAACCCUAUAGAAGACAGAGUAGAACUGCCCCAUAGGGUUUCCAAGGAGCACCUGGUGGAUUCCAACUCCCAGCCUUUUUGUUAGUAGCUGUAGCUCUUAAUCACUACGCCAGCAGGGUUUCCUUUAGGACUUUAGGCAGUUAUAAAAUAUACUGUAGCGUAUUCAGAAAGAGGAUGUGGCUGCAGACUGCUUUCCUGCAGCCUGCUUACUGGUUUUUUUUUUUUUUUUCCAUUAGUCCCUAUUUGAGAUACAAGGAAGGCAGAGUCCAGGAACAAUGCUUUGGGGAUUCCUUCUGCAGAUUAGCUUUUUUGAAGAGCCAGAGCAUCUUGCUAGAUAGACGAUUAUUGUCAGUUAUGGCUAGCGUCGGAAAUCCUGGUAGCAUACUGGUUAAGUGCUAUGGCUGCUACCCAAAAGGUCAGCAGUUGGAAUCCACCAGGUGCUCCUGGAAACUCUAUGGGACAGUUUUACUUUGUCCUAUAGAGUCGCUAUGAGUCGGAAUCAACUUGAAGGCAACAGGUUUGGUUUUUUGGUUUUUAUGGCUAGCAUCAUUGCACAUAUGGGUAAUAGCCAGCAGCAGAACACACCUUUAAUGCCUUGGGUCCAUUCCAUGCUGAAGUCCCUGGGGAAAAGCCUCGGUCCUUUAACGGCCAACUUGGCAGAGAGGAACCUGAAGUUGUUUUCAGGGAGGGUGGUGCCAGACCAGGUGGAAGAAACCUUUGAAAACUGGCUGAUCCAAGUCAAUGGGGUUUUGCCAGAUUGGAAUACCUCUGAGGAGGAAAAGCUCAAGCGCUUGAUGAAAACCCUUACUUAGGGCCCUGCCAGGGAGGCCAUGGGUUUGCUCCAGGCAGCCAACUCCAGCCUAAGUGUGGCAGGUUCCUUGCAGGCCAUGAAACUGGUGUUUGGGGAGUCUAAAAGCAGUGUGACCACCCAUAGUAAAUGUCCCCUGAAGCCCCAUGGUAAGUUUUUUAACACCUGGCAGUUGCAAGGGGAGAAAGCAUCCCUUUAUGUGAUCCCUUUAGAGGUGCAACUCCAGAAUGCUAUUCAAGCAGGGAGCAUAUCUGAGAAAGAUGCAAAUCAGACUCUCCUGCCCCAGCUCCUUUGAGGGGCUGAGCUAAACAGGGAUCCCUUUAGGCUUAAGGAUCUUCUCAGGAUGUAUGCGAAUGAGCAAGGGCAGCUGCCGAUAAUCAGGGUGAUAAAGACAGAAGAGGAUUGGGAUGACACUUUUAAACAGAAGCGGCCCAAAAGAUCUGAGCCAAUCCUGGAGAGGGCAUCCAACCCUGUGGCAUUUCAGGCCCCCCAGUUGAUAGCAAUUGGCAAUGUUAACUGCAACAUGAUACAGAUAGAAGAUACCCUCCAUGACUCAGGUAAGGAUGUGAUCCUGGUGGAGCCUCAGGACCCUCCACUUUCAUCCACAGCUGCUCCUCCCCCUAGAUGCAGGGCCAGACCUCAGGAUGAGGUGCUGGUCAGUGAUUCCCCCAACAGUUCCUGGGCCUAGUCUUCUUCCACCAGUGGUAGUUCUGGGCAUAAGAAUGAUGGUCCUGGGGAUAAGUGUAGAGCCAGGAAGUGAAAAUACACAACCCACUGUUCAUAUUGUAGCAAGGAGGACCAUACAAAAGAAACAUGUGUCAGUGAGAGGAAUACGGCCUAGGUGUUUGAGAAUCUGAUCAUCACUGUGCAGGAGCUGAGAAAAGAAGUCCCCGGAGAAGACAAUAAGCCCUUGAGCCACAGUGAGGUGCUAGACCCCAACCCUAAAUGAACCCUUAAUUGUUCAUAGAGUCCAGUGGAACUGGGGGUGGGUUUGAAUUAAUCCACAAAGCAUUUUUCUUUGGGGGAGGAUGAGAAUAGGUCUUGGAUACCAGCACAGUGGAGGAGGAUGGCCUGACUUCUGUCCCUGCUCUCUCCCCCGCCUGCCUAAGAGUCUAUUUAUUCUCUGUGUGUUUGUUUCCCUGAUGACUUUACUCUCUUGAAGAAAGGAGUAUAGCUGUUUGUUAAACCUUGAAAACCUAAAACACAAAAACUUAAGUACCAACUACCUGAAACCCUCCACACAUAUAUAACCAUUGUCAACCCUUUGAUGAAUGGCCUAGAUAUUUACCUAACCUUUGUACUCAGAUAGGCCACGUGAUCAAAUUAAAGUGGUGGUGUUCUACACUCUGUAUUUUCUUUUUUGUUCUUUUUACCAAAUAAUGUGUGGACUUCUUUUAUGUCAAUGAAUAUAUAUUAGCAUCUAUAAUGUCUCUGUGUUAUAGUACUUUUAGGAAGAAAUAAAGGAAAAUAAAUAAAAGCUAUAAUUGGGGGUCUGAUCAUGGGGUCACUAUGAGUCGGCACUGGGUUUGGUUUUAUCAUGGGGUAGGAAACCCUGGUGGUGUAGUGGUUAAGAGCUACAGCUCCUGACCAAUAGGUCGGCAGUUUGAAUCCACCAUCUGCUCCUUGGAAACCCUAUGGGGCAGUUCUACUCUGUCCUGUAGGGCCGCUAUGAGUCAGAAUCGACUCCAUGGCAAUGGGUUUUUUUUUUUUUUAUCAUGGGGUGGGAGCCCUGGUGGCGCAGUUAAGAGCUCGGCUGCUAACCAAAAAGGUCCGCAGUUCAAAUCCACCAGCUGCUCCUUGGAAACUCUAUGAAGCAGUUCUACUGCCCUAUAGGGUCGCUAUGAGUCAGAAUCUACUCCGUGGCAUCGGGUUUUCCCAUGCGGUGUGGGUAUCAACCUCAUUUUAUCAACUUCAUUUUACAGAUGAGGAAAAGGGAAGCUGAAAUGGGACAAUGUCUCAGGCUGGAUUCUCUAGAGAAGCAAAACCAGUAGAGCAUGUGUAUAUAUUUAUAGAGAGAGAGAGAAAGAUUUAUUUCAAGGAAAUGGCUUAUGGUUAUAGAGGCUGGCAAGUCCCAAGUCUAUGGGUCAGGCAUCAGGUUGGAGGCUUUUGCUGACUCACAAAGCUGCAGGGGCUGAAGGGCCCAAGAUCUACAGGUCAGACAGCAUGCUGCUGGCUCAAGUCCCAAGAACUGGAGGUCAGAUGAUAGAUAACAAGUCAAAUGCAGGAUCCAGAGCAGAAAAAAAGCCAGCAAACUUUGCUGGAAAGUCCACAUAUAUUGCAUGCAGGCCACACCCCCAAGGAAACUCCCUCAACUGAUUAGCUACUCACAGCAGAUCUCAUCAUGGAGGUGAUUACAUCAUUACACAACUGCCAGACUACAUCAUAACUGCCAAAUCACUGAGAAUCAUGGUACAGCCAAGUUGACACACAACCUUAACCAUCACAGCUGACUAUCUCCCAAAGAGCCCCUUAUGACAGCUUACCUGUCGCCUACCUAGGUCAUAAUGUCCCAAUGUAAGUAUGAUGACUGGGUGGUGGUAGGGGAAGGAGAAGUUAUACUACAGCCCAAAAAUAAGAAUUCCAGGGGGCUCCAUUCCUGUUCACUUUGGGGAGGAGUAGCUGUCCCUUCUCUGGAUGGAUUCCUUAGAUUGCUGCUGCUUCUGAAUAACACCUGGUCUCAAUAGCCAGUAUGUCCUUUGGGCUGACGCUACCCUCUUCCCCUCCCCAUUUAAGGAGAGCGCAGCUACUCAUGAAAGUUCAGCACAGGGAGGCUCCAUGCCCCCCAAGCCUGUUCCUAAGUACACACUAGAGGGCACAGGCAGCUCAGACUCCAAGCUUAUCUUGGCCCCGCAGCAUUCAAUGUUUGCUUUAAGCCUCAGCCUCCUUAACCCUCAUGGUAGGCAGGAGACUGAGAGGGCCCCUCUGCCUCUGGCCUUUUAGCUGAGAGCUGGCCAGGAGCAAAGGCUCAAGAGGCCCACUCCCUGCAUCCCUCUGGGGCAUCUCUGGGCCCCUGACAGCAACGUCCACCUCUCCAGAGCCAAAAGGGACCUCCUGAUCCCCAGGCAGGAGGCAGCUGUACUCAGGCCCCGAAAGCCACAGCGAGCUCAACAUACCCCAGCUCUCUUAGGUUUAUAACACUUUAUUCCUCCCUCCCCCUCCCCUAAAUCUGCCUUUGGAGAGCAUAGACUCAUUCAUCUAUCCCAGAUUGUAAUUCUACUUCCUGCUCAAUUUUUCUCAAUUUUCUUCUAUAAACACUUGGUGAAUGAUUUACCCAGAUACACACUUUAUCCUGUCAUAAUUGAAUUCUAGCACCAGGAAGAGUAAAGAGAAAAAUGCUGCGUUUACCACUGCCCUCCUUUUUUUCACUGGAGUUAGCUUGGAGGUUCAGUGUAGACCAUUGCUUUGAAAACCUGUUAUGUGAUUCAUCUUUUCUUUCCUCCCUCAUCCUCUUCUGUGUUGUGUAACCUUGAGAUUGUCUACAUAUUUAUUUCACCAACCUCAGGUAAACCUGACACCUCUUUUUUAUUUCACUUUAUGUAACAUUGGCUUUUCCUUCAUUCAAAAGAUAGUUAUUCUCCCUAACUGGAAGAUGUGACCAAGCCCUGGGCAUUCAGAUCAGACUAACAGGGUUAGCUAAAAGAAGGCUUUUAGAGAAAUUCGUGUCUGAUAUCCCUGACUUACAAUUAUGGGGCUUUUCCCCCUCCCUUUCUCCCUUCAUUCUCAUUAGUCCCUGAGAGGAAAAUUACUCUUUUGUCCUGUUAGAAGAAACUAGCCUCUGAAUGCCCUUCUUUUGCAUUAUCUCCUUCCUUCUUGAUACAUUAUUUUUCCAUGGAUUCCAUGCCAUCCGUUUCAUGGUUUCCCUCUCCUGAUCUGUGUGGUGCCUAAUUCUCAGUCUCCUUUGCUGAAUCUUCUUUCUCUUCCUGAUCCUUCCAUAACAGCUAUAAAAAUAAAAACCACUACACAUGUGGUUUAUUGAAAGCUUAUUGGGUGCCAGGCACCUUGUGCUGGUCUCUUUAAAUGCACUAGUUCCUUUCAUCCUCAUUAAAAACAAAAAACAUACACACACUUGCCAUUAAUUCCACUCUGACUCAAACAAGCACCCAACUCAAACCUCCAACCUUUCAGUUAGGAGCUGAGCACUUUAACCAUUUGUACCACCCAGGGACUCCUUAAUCCUCAUAUCAACCCCAUAAGAUUGCUAUUCCUCUUAUCACAUAUUUCCGACAGGUAAACAGAUUGGAAAGGUAGAAGACUUGUCCACGGUGAUGCAGCUAAUUAGAGGUGGAAUCAGGUAUCAGACACCAGGCUGACUGAUGCUGAAGCCUGUGUUCCCUAUUUGUGUUAGCUCUCAUGUGUACCGCACUCUAUGAUUUAGGUGUUAUUAUUCCUGGUGUUGCAGUGUUUAAAGUGAUUGACUGCUAACUGAAAGGUCAGUGGUUCAAAACCAUCAGCAGCUCCGUGGAAUAAAAAUGUGGCAGUCUGCCUCUAGAGAUUUACAGCCUUGGAAGCCCUAUGGGGUCGCUAUGAGUUGGAAUCUACUUGAUGCAGUGGGUAGAUAUUAUCUGUACAUGGAAACAGAGGCCUACAGACAUGAAGUGAUUUGUCAAAUGUCCUAAGAGCAACUGGUUUAUGUGCCACACACUAGGAUGGAGUCUCUAAGGAACAUUUGUGUGGCAGAGAAGAGCCCUUCCCGCCCCUUCCUUCCCAGUUGCAGCUAUCCCUCCUGCUGCCUGGCAAUCAUCCUCAUACCCAGUUGGAGUUUCUUCAUCACAUUCAGUUCAAGUAUCAUGUUUCCUGCCUAUGCUUUCCGUGCAAAUAGUUAUGAAUUUAAUGUAUGCAAUAGGAGACAGCUGCAGAAGUCAGUGGCGGAGGGAUAGAUUGUUCCAUUAGUGGUGCUGGGGGGAGCUUCAUUACCUGAUUGGGAAAACAGUUUACUUUCUCCCACAGGGCUAAAUAUGAAAUCCAGAUCAAUUUGAGGAAUAAAUGUAGAUUUUAUGCAAGUAUGUAUUAAUUUCAUAAUAUCUUUUGUUAUUAUGAAAGGGAUAAAAAAGAACCAACAUUCAAAAGCAACCCAUAUUUGAAGGGCAACAAAACAAAAUAAAUAUUUAUUAAAUCUCUGGAGUGGGGAGGGCUUUCUGUGGCUCAGAGUGAUAAAAGAAAUUAUACAGGAAAAGACUGAUCAUUCAGAAGACAACAUUAACAGAAAUAAAAGACAAACAACAGCAAGGUGAGAUAUCAUUGCAAAACAAAAAAAAUGACAUAAAGGGGGUGGCAACAAAUAAGAAAAACAGUCAUAACAGCAAACUUUUAUUGUGUUUAGAUAGCUACCAUUUCUUAAGGUCUAACAAAGUGCCAGGUGUAUUCUAAGAGCUCUAUGUGGCUUUUCAUUUCAUUCUCACAGUAAACCCUGAGAUACAUCCCAAUAUUGUUGCCAUUAUUAUAAAACAAUCUUAUUGUAAAAAAAAAAAAAAAAAGAGAGAAAAGUACCUAAAAUGUAACUAUGCAGCUUAACAAGUUAUUAUACAGCAAACCACCACAAGAAAUAGAACACUGCCAAGACUCCAGAAAUCCUUGUGCACCAUUGCUCUGUCAUGGCCUCUUUCCCCUAAGGCAAAUGCUCUCAUGGCAGUUAUGGCUAUUAAUUCCUUGCUUUUCUUUAUAGUUUUACCACUCAAAUAUGAAUCCCCAAACACUAUAGUUUGGUUCAGUUGUGAACUUUAUAGAAAUAGAACUGUAAUAUAUGUAUCCUUCUGUAUCUGGCUCGUUUCCCUUACAGUUACAUCUUUGAGAUUCGUCCUUGUUGCAUGUAGCUGUAGUCCAUUCAUUUUCAGUGCUGUGCUAUAGUAUAGUGUUGCAUUCUCUGAAUUUACUAGAAAUCACUUACCCUUUCUAUCACUGAAGGACAUUUGGGUUGUUUUCAGUUUGGGGCAGUUAUGGAAAAUGGUGCUAUGAACAUGUUCUUUAUGUCUCCUGGUGCAGAUCUAUAGGGUAUAUAUCUAGGAGUGGAAUUGCUGACUCAUAGACUAUGUGUAUUUUCAACUUUUCUAGAGACUACCAAAUUUCAUACCAGAGUUUUACCAACUCCCCUUCCACCAUUUGUGUUUUAGAGCUCCUGUUGCCCCACAUCUUCACAAACACCUGGCAUUGCCAGUAAAGAUUUCUACCUUUUGCUUGCGUUUUAGCACACCUUUUAUUAAAUUUAUUUCAAGGUACUUACUUGACUUUGGUAUUGUGAAUGUAAAUUUCGUUUACGUUUCAUUUUCUGAGUGCCUGUUGAUGGUAUACAGAAAUAUAAUUGAUCUUUGAUUUUGCUAAUUUCUCUUAAUCUAAAAUUUUAUCUCUAGCUUCUUUACAAUUUUCUGUAAAAAAUUACAUAAGCGUAUCAUCUGAAAAUAAUGACAGUUUUAGUUUUCUUUCCAAGUUCAUAUACAUUUUGUUUCUUUUUCUUUCCUCACUGCACUGGCCAGGGCCUAGAGUACAGGGCUGAAUAGGAAUUGAAAUGGAAAGAAAACCACUCUCAACAAUUCAACAUUAAAUAUGAUGUUUGCUGCAAGUUUUUGAAUUUUGCUGCUUGGAACAUGGAGCUGGAACUCUAUCUUGUACCAUGAGGACAAGUGUCACACUGGAGUUGAUGAAACAAUAGAAUGAGUUACCCAACCAGAGCUAUUCAUGUAUAUAAAAUAUAAAAUGUGGACACAUACGGAGACUUUUAAAGUGAACCAGUUUCUUCCAAAUUUAAAGAAUGAAACUCCCAUACGUGUCGCUGGAAAUAAUAUUAUUUGUGUUUCCAUCAACCUCAUAAAAUGAGAUCUAGGCACGAGACGCCAACAUAGUCUCAAGUGUCCACCUGAUCCAAGAAGCUCACUCCUCACCAGCAUCCCUCUCCAACCCAUUGUCCAGUCCAAUCCAUGUCUGAAGAGUUGGCUUCAGGAAUGGUUCCUAUCCCGAGCCAACAGAAGGUCUGGGGGGCAUGACCACCGGGGUCCUUCUAGUCUCAGUCAGACCAUUAAGCCUGGUCUUUUUAAGAGAAUUUGGGGUCUGCAUCCCACUGCUCUCCUGCUCCCUCAGGGGUUCUCUGUUGUGUUCCCUGUCAGGGCAGUCAUCGGUUGUAGCCGGGCACCAUUUAGUUCUUCUGGUCUCAGGCUGAUGAAGUCCCUGGUUCAUGUGGCCCUUUCAGUCUCUUGGGCUCGUAAUCGCCUCAUGUCUUGGUGUUCUUCAUUCUCCCUUGAUCCAGGUGGGUUGAGACCAAUUGAUGGAUCUUAGAUGGCCACUCGCUAGCAUCCAAAACCCCAGACGCCACUCUUCAAAGUGGGAUGCAGAAUGUUUGCUUAAUAGAUUUUAUUAUGCCAAUUGACUUCGAUGUCCCCUGAAACCAUGGUCCCCAGACCCCUGCCCCUGCUAUGCUGGCCUUCAAAGCAUUCAGUUUAUUCAGGAAACUUCCUUGCUUUUAGUUUAGUCUAGUUGUGCUGACCUCGCCUGUAUUGUGUGUUGUCUUUCCCUUCACCUAAAGUAGUUCUUAUCUACUAUCUAAUCAGUGAAUGUCCCUCUUGCACCCUCCCCCCUCUUGUAACCAGAAAAGAAUGUUUUCUUCUCAGUUUAAACUAUUUCUCAAGUUCUUAUAAUAGUGGUCUUAUACAAUAUUUGUCCUUUUGCAACUAAUUUCAUUCAGCAUAAUGCCUUCCAGGUUCCUCCAUGUCAUGAAAUGUUUCAUAGAUUCCUCAUUGUUCUUUAUCGAUGCGUAGUAUUCCAUUGUGUGAAUAUACCGUAAUUUAUUUAUCCAUUCGUCCGUUUAUGGGUAUCUUGGUUGCUUCCAUCUUUUUGCUACUGUCAACAGUGCUGCAAUAAACAUGGGUGUGCAUAUAUCUGUUCAUGUAAAGGCUCUUAUUUCUCUAGGAUAUAUUCCCAGGAAUGGGAUUGCUGGAUCAUAUGGUAGUUCUAUUUCUAGGUUUUUAAGGAAGUGCCAAAUUGAUUUCCAAAGUGGUUGUACCAUUUUACAUUCCCACCAGCAGUGUAGAAGUGUUGCAUCUCUCCACAGCCUCUCCAACAUUUAUUAUUUUGUGUUUUUUGGAUUAAUGCCAGCCUUGUUGGAGUGAGAUGAAAUCUUGUUGUAGUUUUGAUCUGCAUUUCUCUAGUGGCUAAUGAUCGUGAACAUUUCCUCAUGUAUCUGUUAGGUACCCGAAUGUCUUCUUUAGUGAAGUGUCUGUUCAUAUCUUUUGCCCAUUUUUUAAUUGGGUUAUUUGUCUUUUUGUAGUUGAGUUUUCGCAGUAUUAUGUAGAUUUUAGAGAUCAGGUGCCGAUCAGAAAUGUCACAGCUGAAAACUUUUUCCUAGUCUGUAAGUAGUCUUUUUACUCUUUUGGUGAAGUCUUUGGAUGAGCAUAGGUGUUUGAUUUUUAGGAGCUCCCAGUUAUCUAAUUUUUCUUCUGCAUUCUUAAUAAUGUUUUGUAUGCUGUUUAUGCCAUGUAUUAGGGCUCCUAAUAACCCUAUUUUUUCUUCCAUGAUAUUUAUCGUUUUAGAUUUUAUAUUUAGGUCUUUGAUCCACUUUGAGUUAGUUUUUGUGCAUGGAGUGAGGUAUGGGUCUUGUUUCAUUUUUUUGCAGAUGGAUAUCCAGGUAUGCCAGCACCAUUUGUUAAAAAGACUGUCUUUUCCCCAUUUAACUGUUUUGGGGCCCUUGUCAAAUAUCAGCUGCUCAUAUGUGGAUGGAUUUAUGUCUGGAUUCUCAAUUCUGUUCCAUUCGUCCAUGUAUCUGUUGUACCAGUACCAGGCUGUUUUGACUACUGUGGCAGUAUAAUAGGUUCUAAAAUCAGGUAAAGUAAGGUCACCCACUUUGUUAUUCUUUUUCAGUAAUGCCUUAUUUAUCCGGGGCCUCUUUCCCUUCCAUAUGAAGUUGGUGAUUUGUUUCUCCAUCUUAUUAAAGAAUGUCUUUGGGAUUUGGAUUGGAAUUGCAUUAAAUGUAUAGAUCGCUUUUGGUAGAAUAGACAUUUUAAUAAUGUUAAGUCUUUCUAUCCACGAGCAAGGUAUGUUUUUCCACUUACAUAAGUCUCUUUUGGUUUCUCGCAGAAGUGUACUGUAGUUUUCUUUGUGUAAGUCUUUUACAUCUCUGGUAAGAUUUAUUCCUAAGUAUUUUAUCUUCUUGGGGGCUACUGUGAAUGGUAUUGAUUUGGUGAUUUCCUCUUCGAUGUUCUUUUUGUUGGUGUAGAGGAAUUCAACUGAUUUUUGUACGUUCAUUUUGUAUCCCGAUACUCUGCUGAACUCUUCUAUUAGUUUCAGUAGUUUUCUGGAGGAUUCCUUAGGGUUUUCUGUGUAUAAGAUCAUGUCAUCUGCAAAGAGAGAUACUUUGACUUCUUCCUUGCCAAUCUGGAUGCCCUUUAUUUCUUUAUCUAGCCUAAUUGCUCUGGCUAGAACCUCCAGCCCAAUGUUGAAUAAGAGCGGUGAUAAAGGGCAUCCUUGUCUGGUUCCCAAUCUCAACGGGAAUGUUUUCAGGCUCUCUCCAUUUAGGGUGAUGUUGGCUUUUGGCUUUGUAUAAAUGCCCUUUACUAUGUUGAGGAAUUUUCCUUCUAUUCCUACUUUGCUGAGAGUUUUUAUCAUGAAUGGGUGUUGAACUUUGUCAAAUGCCUUUUCUGCAUCGAUGGAUAAAAUCAUGUGAUUCUUGUCUUUUGUUUUAUUUAUGUGGUGGUUUACAUUAAUUGUUUUUCUAAUGUUGAACCACCCCUGCAUACCUGGUAUGAAUCCCACUUGGUCAUGGUGCAUUAUUUUUUUGAUAUGUUGUUGAAUUCUAUUGGCUGGAAUUUUGUGGAGGAUUUUUGCAUCUACGUUUAUGAGGGAUGUAACUCUAUAAUUUUCUUUUCUUGUGGUGUCUUUACCUGGUUUUGGUAUCAGGGAUAUGGUGGCUUCAUAGAAUGAGUUUGGUAAUAUUCUGUGCUUUUCUGUGCUGGCAUUUAGAUAUUCCGUGUCUUUAUUGAGCUUCUUUCUGGAGGUCCUGUCCUUCACCAAAAGUGGUGUGUUGAAGUCUCCUACUAUUAUUGUGGAGCUAUGUACCUCACAUUUCAAUGCUGAUAGACUUUGUUUUAUGUAUCUUGCAGCACUGUCAUUGGGUGCAUAAAUAUUUAAUAUGGUUAUAUCUUCUUGGUGUAUUGUCCCUUUAAUCAUUAUAUAGUGUCCUUCCUUAUCCUUUAUGAUACAUUUAACUUUAAAGUCUAUUUUGUCAGAAAUUAAUAUUGCCACUCCUGCUCUUUUUUGAUUUUUGUUUGCUUGAUAUAUUUUUUUCCAUCCUUUGAGUUUUAGUUUGUUUGUGUCUCUAAGUCUAAGGUGUGUCUCCUGUAGGCAGCAUAUAGACGGAUCUUGUUUUUUAAUCCAUUUUGCCACUCUGUCUCUUUAUUGGUGCAUUUAGUCCAUUUACAUUCAGGGUAAUUACGGAUAGGUAUGAAUUUAGUGCUAUCAUUUUGAUGUCUUUUUUUUGUGUUUUUGACAGUUUCUUUUUCCCACUUAAUUUUAUGUGCUGAGUAAAAAAUAUAUAUAUAUAUUGUCCUUUCCUCAUAUUGUUGUUGAUUUUGUUUCUGCUGAGUCUUUAUUAUUUUUCCCUUGUAUUUUAUUUUGUUGAGUAGGAUAGUUUGUCUCCUCUGUGGUUACCUUAUUAUUUACCCCUAUUUUUCUAAAUUUAAAACCAACUUUUAUUUCUUUGUAUUGCUGUUAUCUUCCUCUCCAUAUGGAAGGUGUAUGAUUACAUUUCUUAGUCCCUCUUUAUUAUUUUAAUGUUGUCUUCUUUUAUAUAAUAACAACGCUGUUACCCUGUUUUGAGCUUUUUUUCAUUAUCUUGCUUUGUUUUUUUGGAUUUCCCUGUCUGUGUUGACUUCUGGUUGCUCUGCCCAGUGUUCUAGUCUUGGGUUCAUACUUGAUAUUAUUGAUUUUCUAACCAAAGAACUCUCUUUAGUAUUUCUUGUAGUUUUGGUUUCAUUUUUAUGAAUUCCCUCAACUUGUGUUUAUCUGGAAAUGUCUUAAGUUCACCUUCAUAUUUAAGAGACAGUUUUGCUGGAUAUAUGAUUCUUGGCAGGCAAUUUUUUUCCUUCAAUUUUUUAAAUAUGUCAUCUCAUUGCCUUCUUGCCUGCAUGGUUUCUGCCGAGUAGUCUGAGCUUAUUCUUAUUGGCUCUCCUUUGUAGGUGACUUUUCGGUUACCCCUCGCUGCUCUUAUAAUUCUCUCUUUAUCUUUGGUUUUGGCAAGUUUGAUUAUAAUAUGUCUUGGUGACUUUCUUUUAACAUCUACCUUAUGUGGAGUUCGAUGAGCAUCUUGAAUAGAUAUCUUCUCAUCUUUCACAAUAUCAGGGAAGUUUUCUGCCAACAAAUCUUGAACAAUUCUCUCUGUAUUUUCUGUUAUCCCUCCCAGUUCUGGUACUCCAAUCACUCAUAGGUUAUUUCUCUUGAUAGAGUCCCACAUGAUUCUUAAGGUUUCUUCAUUUUUUUUAAUUCUUUUAUCUGAUUUUUCUUCAAAUAUAUUAGCGCCAAGUGAUUUAUCUUUGAGUUCAGAAAUUCUAGCUUCUACUUGCUCAAUUCUGCUCCUCUGACUUUCUAUUGAGUUGUCUAAUUCUGUAAUUUUAUUGUUAAUCUUCUGAAUUUCUGAUUGCUGUCUAUGGAUUGUUCCAGCUUAUUAAACUUUUCAUUAUAUUCCUGAAUAAUCUUUCUAAUUUCUUCAGUUGCUUUAUCUGUGUGUUCCAUGGCUUGUUCUGCAUAUUGCCUCAUUUCUUUCCUCAUGUCCUGAAGGGUUCUGUAUAUUAAACUUUUGUAUUCUGCAUCUGGUAAUUCCAGGAACGCACUUUCAUCUAAAAGAUCCGUGGAUUCUUUGUUUUGAGAGCCUGUUGAGGUGAUCAUGGUCUGUUUCUUUAUGUGACUUGAUAUUGACUGUUGUCUCCGAGCCAUCUCUAAGUUAUUGUAUUAGUUUAUGCUUGCUUACUGUGUUGUAGCUGCUUGCUUCGUUUUGUUUUGGUAUACCCCUAUGGGUUGCUUGAGUGAGCUAGCUUGAUUAUUUUCACCUUUGGAGCUCUGUUGUCCUGUCCCCAGCUGGCUAGAGCUGUUACCAGGUAUAUCAGUCUAGGAGUCCAUUCAGUUUUCUUAUAUGAAUUCAGCUCAGGUUUCCAGGUAGCUGAUCAUGAAGUGUGUGGUACAGGCUCUGUCCUCUGUCCUACAGUCUUAGAGGGGCAGGGGUGAUUGGCGUAUAUACCGGUAUCUGAUUGCAGCAGGGGGUCAUGCUUGGAAUAAGGCAGGGGGCUGAGAACCAACCCCCAGGUGUCUCUGAGGAAAACGCGUCCCUCUUCCCUAGAGCAUGCAGGUGGGUGGGUUCUGCAGAGGGACCAUGGGCACCCAAAGUUUUUGGUUGUAAGGACUGGGAGGUACCAGUUAUCUUUGGACCCCUGUCACGGGUGGCUGGGUGACCUGAGUGGAGCUACCAGUCCUUAGGUCCCUGAUGUGGAUAGGUGAGGACCUGGUUUAAUAGGCAAAGCUAUGUCAAAUGUCAAACACCCACCUCUCCACCACACAGCUGAAAUGGUUGGAGUUUGCCAACAAGGGCCUAUUCUCCCGAAAUAGGCCUACACAGGUCCAUGUAGAAGGGAAAGGUGCUCAAGGUCCAUGGAUGGUUUAUGCCUGGACGGGAGCCAGUUCUGUCUUGAGCUCCCCCAGUUAUUGGAGCUAGCAAAUUAUCUUUUCCCCCAAAUGCAAAUUUUUUCCUUCCCCAAAGCCGGGAGGAUGGCUCUAGGUGCUCAACAGGGCCUAUCUCGGGCCCAGGGAUUCAGCUGCUGAAGCUGGCUUGGGGGUGGGGGGUGGGCAUGGUAAAAUAUACGCAAGUACUUAGCUU